Molecule: messenger RNA, 2885 nt
Organism: Jaculus jaculus (lesser Egyptian jerboa)
Lineage: Eukaryota; Metazoa; Chordata; Mammalia; Rodentia; Dipodidae
Gene: Klhl32
Product: kelch like family member 32
Exons: 12
Coding region: 206-2068 (620 amino acids)
Molecular function (GO): protein binding
Source: RefSeq, a predicted model, not a curated record
CGCGCACGGCGACCGCUCGUCCCUUGGCUGUACCUCCUGGAAGACAUCCAAUCUCAUCAGAGGGCCUUUUCCCAGCUUCACAAGUCCCUUGAAGAAAGUCACUGAGCAAAGAGCCAUUUGGUGUCCACGUUCUCCCAGUUGGGAUGCUGGCUGACUCCUCUUCCAACACCUAAGACUGAGAGAGACCCUGAGGACACAGCUAGAGAUGCCAUCAGAACGUUGCCUCAGUAUUCAAGAAAUGCUGACAGGCCAGAGACUUUGCCACUCAGAAUCUCACAAUGACACUGUCCUGGCAGCACUGAAUCAGCAAAGAAGUGAUGGCAUUCUCUGUGAUGUCACCCUGAUUGCUGAGGAACAGAAGUUCCAUGCUCACAAGGCAGUCCUUGCAGCCUGCAGCGACUAUUUCCGGGCAAUGUUCAGUCUUUGUAUGGUGGAGAGCGGAGCUGAUGAAGUGAAUUUACGUGGUGUGACCAGCCUCGGUUUAAAGCAGGCUCUGGAGUUUGCAUACACAGGACAGAUUUUGUUGGAGCCAGGAGUGAUCCAGGAUGUCUUAGCAGCUGGCAGCCACCUACAGCUGUUGGAGCUUCUUAAUUUGUGUUCCCACUAUCUCAUCCAGGAACUAAAUAGCUUUAAUUACUUGGAUCUGUACAGACUUGCUGACCUCUUUAACCUCACUUUGUUGGAGAAGGCAGUGGUUGAUUUCCUGGUGAAACACCUCUCUGAACUGCUGAAAAGCCGCCCAGAAGACGUGCUCACACUGCCUUACUGCCUGCUGCAGGAGGUGCUGAAGAGUGACCGCCUGACCUCCCUGAGCGAGGAGCAAAUCUGGCAGCUAGCUGUGAGGUGGUUGGAACACAACUGUCACUACCAGCACAUGGAUGAGCUCCUGCAGUACAUCCGCUUUGGCCUCAUGGAUGUGGACACACUGCAUACAGUUGCCCUGUCCCACCCUCUGGUCCAGGCAAGUGAAACUGCAACAGCCCUUGUCAAUGAGGCUCUGGAAUAUCACCAAAGCAUCUAUGCCCAGCCUGUGUGGCAGACGCGCAGGACCAAGCCACGCUUCCAGUCAGACACUCUGUAUAUUAUUGGUGGGAAAAAGCGUGAAGUCUGUAAAGUCAAGGAACUGCGGUACUUUAACCCCGUGGAUCAGGAGAAUGCUCUCAUAGCUGCCAUCGCCAACUGGAGUGAGCUGGCUCCCAUGCCUGUGGGAAGGAGCCAUCACUGCGUGGCAGUCAUGGGGGACUUCCUGUUCGUAGCAGGAGGGGAAGUGGAGCAUGCCAGCGGCCGGACUUGUGCAGUGAGGACUGCCUGUCGCUAUGACCCUCGCAGUAAUUCCUGGGCAGAGAUAGCACCUAUGAAAAACUGCCGGGAGCAUUUUGUGCUGGGUGCCAUGGACCAGUACCUCUAUGCAGUCGGGGGCAGGAAUGAGCUCCGGCAGGUUCUGCCUACGGUUGAACGAUACUGCCCUAAGAAGAACAAGUGGACUUUUGUGCAGUCCUUUGACCGGUCCCUUUCGUGCCACGCCGGAUACGUGGCUGACGGACUUCUUUGGAUAUCAGGUGGAGUAACUAACACGGCACAGUAUCAGAACAGACUAAUGGUGUAUGAACCUAACCAGAAUAAGUGGAUAAGCCGUAGCCCCAUGCUUCAGAGAAGGGUCUACCACUCCAUGGCUGCUGUCCAAAGGAAGCUCUAUGUUCUUGGAGGCAAUGACCUAGACUACAAUAAUGACCGGAUUCUUGUACGCCACAUAGAUUCUUACAAUAUUGACACUGACCAGUGGACACGUUGUAACUUCAACCUAUUGACUGGCCAGAAUGAGUCUGGAGUUGCUGUCCACAAUGGGAGAAUAUAUUUAGUUGGUGGAUAUUCAAUUUGGACAAAUGAGCCUCUGGCUUGUAUCCAGGUACUAGACGUAAGCAGAGAAGGCAAGGAAGAAGUGUUCUAUGGACCCACACUCCCUUUUGCUUCCAAUGGAAUUGCAGCAUGCUUCCUUCCAGCCCCCUAUUUCACAUGCCCUAACCUUCAAACUCUUCAAGUGCCUCAUCACAGAAUUGGUACCAUCUGAAAAGCCAAUGCUCUAUUAAUACCCAUCAUCCACAGGGUGAAAACAAGUUUGACUUUCAGACACUGGGCAUGAAAAUCCUCAGUGUUCAUGCUUUCUGGUUUGGUUUUAUAGGUCUAAUAUUCAGAUAUUAUUAGCAAGAACUGAACAAUUUUCUGAAUACAUUGUCAAGAACUUCUGCCAUUCUUUUCAGUUUAUGUCAACACACAAUCUGUAAGUUGCUGUGUUGUAGUUUAGUACCACCGUAACAGAAUAUCAUUGUUCCACUGGUCUUUAACACGUUCUUUGUACACUUUUUCCAAUCAGUGCUAUCUGGGAUAAGUGCUAUCUGGGACCACAAAGCACUGUUAGUAAGACAGUUGUUUCAGACAUGGUGCCAGCGAUCUUAGUCUUCUGUACCUACUCCUUUUAUUCCUUUACCAGUGGCUUGUAAUUGUUCAGAUUCACCAUGCAGCUGUUUUGGCAGAGACAGGCACUUUGACAGCAUACAUUUUUAAGUGCCAUAUUUUACUCAAUGUGAAUGGAGUAAUAGAACUUGGAAUACUUGGAUUUUUCAACCUUGAUUACGUUGACCUUGCUAAUAAUUUUAAAGUGCUUUAGUUUCCUCACCUUCUAGAGAGGAUAAUUACUGAUUUUCAUUUUAAUUCAAAGAAUGUUGUGAGGGUUAGGCUCAGAAUUUUACCUAAGGUAAGAAAUGCUACUCAAAUUCUAAGUAUUUUACUAUCCUUAGAACCCUGUAACUGAACCAUAUCACUUUUCAGUUUAUAAAUCACCACAGAGCUUGGAAAACAUUCUAUGGAAUAAAUGAUUCUGAAAAGCA